Saccharomycopsis crataegensis is the source of this 1521-nucleotide messenger RNA. Its product is annotated as Atg21 protein. The transcript has a single exon. Lineage: Eukaryota; Fungi; Ascomycota; Saccharomycetes; Ascoideales; Saccharomycopsidaceae. Gene Ontology annotation, biological process: protein lipidation; protein localization to phagophore assembly site; nucleophagy. Gene Ontology annotation, molecular function: protein binding; phosphatidylinositol-3,5-bisphosphate binding; phosphatidylinositol-3-phosphate binding. Gene Ontology annotation, cellular component: extrinsic component of membrane; cytosol; phagophore assembly site membrane. The record is from RefSeq and is a predicted model, not a curated record. The coding region runs from base 1 to 1521 and encodes 506 amino acids.
AUGGACUGGAAUAAUAACUCUAGAUAUGGAGCUGGUGGCGGGGGCACCAGCAUCCAAUGCCUCAACUUCAAUCAAGACUUCUCUUGUCUUGGAAUGGGUACCGAUAAGGGUCUUAGGAUCUUCAAUUGUGACCCUUUUGGGGAAUGCUUUUCUCAGCGAGAAUCAGGAGGAAACAAAAUUAUAGAGAUGUUGUUCUCUACAUCUUUGGUUGCCGUGGUUAAUAAUGCGUCAACUAGAAGACUCAAAAUCAUCAACACAAAAAGAAAAUCUGUUAUUUGUGAAUUGACUUUUCCAAGCGCGGUAAUCCGUGUCAAACUUAAUAGAAAAAGAUUGGUAGUCGUCCUUGUGGACCAAAUUUUCGUUUAUGACGUUAGCUGUAUGAAGUUGCUACAUACAAUUGAGACCACACGUAACCCUCAAGGCAUUGUGGCUCUAUCGGUAAAUGAUGAAUCUAUUUUAGCUUAUCCUGCCCAUUCAUCGAGCUUUGGGAGCAAUACUUCGGGUAUGCGGAAGGCAAGUAACGGCAGUGGAAUUGAUCAACAUCCUUUGCUGGACGUGGUUUCAACUGAUAGUAACCUCACACUCAAUGGUGGCAAUUCAACAAGCGGGAAAAUUCAAACCAAUGGCACAAUUAUCAUUUACGAUGCUUUGAAUAUCCAACCAAUGAAUGCUAUUGUGGCCCAUAAAAGUGAACUUGCCACAGUGUCUUUAAAUAGUGAAGGAAGUUUGGCGGCCACCGCAUCACACAAGGGAACCAUCAUACGAGUAUUUGAAACCAGGCCAGGCGGUAAGAAGAUUGGUGAAUUUAGAAGAGGUAUGGCGGGAACAUUGAUUCAUUCAUUGAACUUUAAUUUAGAUUCGACAUUGUUGUGCUCUUGUUCAAGCAACCAAACUAUCCAUAUUUUCAAAUUGGGCAGUGAUAACAAUAGUGGCAUUCCAGGUUCGGCUGAAAAUGAUAAUGAUAUCGAAAAUAAUGGUGAAGAAGGUAACGAACUUCGUAGAACAAGCACAAGCUCUUCAAUUGCUUCAUCCCAAAGUGCAAGGGUUUUAGCCUCAACUCACGAAGCCGAUAUUUCCACACAGCCUGCCUCGCCAACUGAUGAGCUGUUGAUCAACUCACUCUUGUCAAAUAAGAAAAGGUCUUCCUCUAUAUCUGGUCUUAUUUGGAGCAAAUCAAAAAAAUUCAGCAAUUUAAUUAUGACAAACUAUCUUCCUCAGCAAUUAACAUCUAUUUUGGAGCCUGUCCGCCAUUUUGCCUUUAUUAAACUACCAAAAUCAAGAGCCAAGAUUGAUCAAGAUGGUAACGAAAUACUAGAAUCCAGUGAUGGCGAUAAUUCUGCUGGCGGUUCCAGUAAUGGUGGUCCAAAUUUUGGAGGAACUCUUAGUGUGGUGGCAUUGAGCCAUAAUCUGAGUUAUGUUAUGAUCGCCACUGACGAAGGGAUGUUCUACAUCUACAACGUCCCACUUGAAAAAGGAGGGGAAUGCGUUUUAAUCAAACAGUAUUCAUUGCUUGAUGAAUGA